CCCCGCCCGUUUCUGGGCCUCCGUUGCACCCCGGCCGCCGCGGUGCGAGGCCUCACCCCUCUGAUCUGCCGCAGGAUGGGCCUCUCCGCCGCGGCCCCGCUGUGGGGCCCCCCGGGGCUGCUCCUCACCAUCGCCCUGCACCCGGCGCUGUCCGUGCGCCCCGCCAAGGCCCCCGCGAGCCCGCACCGGGACUACUGCGUGCUGGGCGCCGGGCCCGCGGGCCUGCAGAUGGCCUACUUCCUGCAGCGGGCCGGCAGGGACUACGCCGUGUUCGAACGCGCGCCGGGGCCGGGCAGCUUCUUCACUCGCUACCCCCGGCACCGCAAGCUCAUCAGCAUCAACAAGCGGUUCACGGGCAAGGCCAACGCCGAGUUCAACCUCCGCCACGACUGGAACUCUCUGCUCAGCCACGACCCCCAGCUGCUCUUCAGACACUACUCGCGGGCCUACUUCCCCGACGCCCGCGACAUGGUGCGCUACCUGGGCGACUUCGCGGACAGGCUGGGGCUCCACGUGCUGUACAACACCACCAUCACCUACGUCACUCUGGACAAGGAUCGACAGGCCUGGAAUGGCCACUACUUCAUCCUGACCGACCAGACGGGCCAGGCGUACCAGUGCAGUGUCCUUCUUGUAGCCACUGGUUUGUCAGUCCCCAACCAAGUUAACUUCCCUGGCUCCGAAUAUGUGGAAGGUUAUGAGUCCGUGUCUGUGGACCCCGAGGACUUUGUGGGUCAGAAUGUGCUGAUCCUGGGCCGUGGGAACUCAGCCUUUGAGACGGCAGAGAACAUCUUGGGGGUCACAAACUUUAUCCACAUGCUGAGCCGCUCCCGGGUCCGGCUGUCCUGGGCCACCCACUACGUUGGAGACCUCAGAGCCAUCAACAAUGGCCUGCUGGACACCUACCAGCUGAAGUCCCUGGACGGGCUGCUCGAGUCUGACCUGACAGAUCUGGCCAUCCUGAAGGACCGCGAAGGCAAGUUCCACGUCACCUUGAAAUUCUCCCUGGAGGAAAACAACACCAACCAGAGUGCUGACUCCAUCACCCUCCCCCAGGACAACCAUGACAACUUUGCCCUGCGUGUGGCCUAUGACCGGGUCAUCCGCUGCCUGGGCUGGAACUUUGAUUUCUCCAUUUUCAAUAAGUCCCUCAGACUCAAUUCGGGGAAUCCAUUCGACACGAAGUACCCACUGAUCCGAGCCAGCUAUGAGUCCAAAGGGAGCCGGGGUCUUUUUAUCCUGGGUACUGCCAGCCACUCGGUGGACUACAGGAGAUCUGCUGGGGGCUUCAUCCACGGAUUCCGGUACACAGCGCGGGCCGUCCACCGGCUCCUGGAGUACCGCCACCACGGCGUCGCCUGGCCCUCCACCGAGCUCCCCAUCACACAGCUGACCAGCUCCAUCAUCCGGCGCGUGAACGAGGCUUCUGGGCUCUACCAGAUGUUCAGCGUGCUGGCCGAUGUCGUCCUGUUGAAGGAGAAUGCCACCGCCUUCGAGUACCUGGAGGAGUUCCCCAUGCUGAUGCUGCCCCAGCUGGAGACCCUCACAGGGAGGAACGCAAGGCAUGGGCUCUUCGUCAUCAACAUGGAAUAUGGCAAAAAUUUCUCUGGACCUGACAAGGAUGUCUUUUUUCACGACCGGUCUGUGGGGCACACGGAAGACGCCUGGCAGUCUAACUUCCUGCAUCCUGUCAUCUACUACUACAGACAGCUCCCCACCGAACAGGAGGUGACAUUCCGCCCUGCGCACUGGCCCCUGCCUCGGCCCGCGGCCAUCCACCACAUCGUGGAAGACUUCCUGACAGACUGGACCGCCCCCGUUGGGCACAUUCUCCCUCUGAGGCGCUUCCUGGAGAACUGUUUGGACACGGAUUUACGAAGCUUCUAUGCAGAGUCCUGUUUCCUGUUCGCCCUAACGCGCCAGAAGCUGCCACCCUUUUGCCAGCAGGGGUACCUGAGAAUGCAGGGGCUCGCAAGUACUGAGAGCCUUCGGCAGCACGGAGUGAAGAGCAGGCUCCUCCGGGACUAUGCUGCCGUGGGCAGGCACCUGGAGGACAGCAGCCAGCGGCCUGGUGACCGUGGGCCCGUAGGUGCCCCCCCGGAUCCAGGGCCUCCAGUCCAGUCCCUUGACAGCAACAAGGAGGAGCUCUGACUGUCCCUUCCCAGGCUGUGGGCACAGGGGCCAGGCUCUCCCACCCAGCCUGUGGUCAGUCCCUGCUCUUUCCCCACAGCCUCGUGCUCGCACCGAUGUGUGAUCACCAAAGGCCACUCGGCUCAUCGUGGUGACUGCCCCAUAGCAACACGCACGGCACGGAAGGGCUGAAGUGUGGUGAUGCGGUGGUUACCUCCCCUCCUCUGGCCCUGGGUGCCCAGGAGGCGGGGUCAGGAGAAGGGCAUCCCCUGCCAGGUGUGAGCUGCCUUCCACAGCCCCACUUGUCCCCAGCUGCGCUGUCGCUGAGCACCAGGCUGGCCUCGGUUCUGUCCCUCUCAAGGGCCCAGCUGCUCCUUUUCCUUCUGUCUGCUCUUCAGAUAGGCCUGAACCCAUCCUCAUCCUCAUUAGGGUUUGUGGCAAGCCUUUAAAACAAGCUCUCAUGUCCUCAACAGCCAUAACAAACAGACAGGUGGGACUGGUGCCCCAGAAUACUGCUGAAGACACCAGCUCGGAGAUGUCGAGUAACUCUGGGUCCCCAGCCGGGAGGCCCUGCCUGUGUCACACUUUUGCCUCCACUGCCUCACCUGCCCCCUGGCCCCAUUUUCUGCAGGGUUUGGACUUAGCUAUGGAUCCCAGGGGGCCCAGCCCAGCCUAUCUCCCUGGGCCCAGGGCUGUCAUCAGGCAGAGAUAGGACAGCUUCCUGCAAAGCCAUCUUAUCUAAGCUGCUCCCUCCCCCAGCUUCCCCAGCUUGCACCUCCCCCCAGUCACCUUCAGUGCUGCUCCCUUACCUUCCCCUGGUGGCAUCUGGAACCAUGCCUCGCUCCUGACCUACCUGUCAAGUGCUGUCUUUCUGUCGUGAGCACGCCUACAUGCUCGCCAUGUGCAAGGAGACGUUCAUAAAUGCCUUUGUAUGAUAAUGAUGAGGGAUUUGGUUCCUGGCUCCCUUAGCCGUUCCAGCUUCUCCUCGUUGUCCUUCCUCACCAGGAGUCCGCACUCUCCCAUCAGGCGGCUUAGUCUCAUUUAGAGUGAGUAAGCCAUGGGAAAGCAUUUGUGCGUGAGAUGAUGGUGGUGAUUUUUCAAAGCCCAGAAUCACAGGUGACCACUUUCUCACUGGUUCUUACUAGAUCUUCAUGUAUCCACUCAGGAUUCCAGGGACACGGGCUUUCUGGGUCCACGGCUCUUUCCUGGGAACAUCCUCUUCCCCUCUUGGCUAGGACCAAACUCCUGUAACCACCUGGCCCCGCUGUCUGUGUGCAGAAGGCUCCCGGUUACCGUGAGGAAACUCCAGCAGCCGGGAGGAGUUGUCUACCUCCUGAUAAUACUUGGGAUAGUUUGCACAGGGCUGAAACUCCUAAAUUAAGGGUUUUUUUCCCCGAACCCAGGAUGUUUGAUUCACCAUAUUGCACACAGAUGACAGGUAAACCAAAAUUGGAUCCUGUCACCCUGCCCUACCUUUUCCAAAGCAUUUUUUUAAAAAACCUUUUAAUUAGGACUAUACACAUAAGAUCAAAACCUGUUACACACAUCUUGCCUACCCGGUUACUGAAAGCUGGCUGAACCACUUGUUCCAAUAAAUGUUUAAGGUGCUGCAACAGAUAAUUUAUUGACAUCUAAAUAUGUGACAUCUGCUGCCAAAUCGUUAAUCCCAUCAGAACAUCAGCCAAACUUAAUUGUUUUUAACAAGGCUUGAUUCCAUUCUUAGCGGAUUAGAGGUGUCUUCCCUGAUACUCCUUUUGUAAAUUAAUAGUUGGUUUCAAUAGUCCUUUUUCCUGUGAAGAUCAUUGCUGCAUUGCCAAGUUCCCAUCCAGACAGCCCCUCCUGGCCAUCCUCCUCCUGGUUUUAGUCCUGACCUCCAGGCGCCCACUGCGUUAGGCAUGCCACCUCAGGUGCCUGCUGUCUUCCUGCUGUGUUGUACUAGAUUUAUACUUUCUACUUUACUGCCUCAGUUCCUUUUUUUUGUCAAGUCUGGACAGCCCAUUAGCAGAUCUCAUCCUUUCCAGCUAGAACAAGUUCCUCGUCUAGCUGAGGCCUGACUUGAAUCAUUCCUUCUUUCUUAAUAUCACAAAGCUACUGGUGCAAAAGAAACAAAUUAGUGAAACAGUAGGCCAGAGGUAGACCCUACUGUAAAUAAGAAGGACGAGACAGGCACAGUGGGAUCCCCAACAUUUUGGCAGGCUGAGGUGGAAGGAUUGCUUAAGGCCAGGAGUUUGAG
Messenger RNA from Lemur catta (Ring-tailed lemur), 4363 nucleotides. RefSeq names its product FAD dependent oxidoreductase domain containing 2 (gene FOXRED2). The record is from RefSeq and is a predicted model, not a curated record. Gene Ontology annotation, molecular function: flavin adenine dinucleotide binding; monooxygenase activity. NCBI's taxonomy places the organism in Eukaryota, Metazoa, Chordata, Mammalia, Primates, Lemuridae.